Molecule: messenger RNA, 1259 nt
Organism: Diprion similis
Lineage: Eukaryota; Metazoa; Arthropoda; Insecta; Hymenoptera; Diprionidae
Product: ubiquitin thioesterase otubain-like
Exons: 5
Coding region: 91-903 (270 amino acids)
Biological process (GO): protein K48-linked deubiquitination
Cellular component (GO): nucleus
Molecular function (GO): cysteine-type deubiquitinase activity; ubiquitin binding
Source: RefSeq, a predicted model, not a curated record
CGAAAAAAACAUCUGAUUUCCAAUGAAUGGCCGCAACAGGGAUUUGGCUUUUGUUUUCGGCUGGGUGAUUUGACAGUGGCUGUGAAAUUAAUGAAAAUUAAUCGAAAUAUGGAGAACAAGCCACCGCAACAGAAGCCGGCAGAAAACACAGAAGUCAAUCAAGAUGAGUUGAUCCUGCAACAGCAGCGGCGAAUAGAAAAAGAGAUUUCCGAGUCGAUAGCAUUAGUAGGGGAGAAGGAACCGCUCCAAAGUUUGGAGCGUGAAUACCUGGAGGAUGAGGUUUAUCUUUCCAAAGCUAAAACCUUAGGACAAAAAUACUCUUACAUCCGGCGGACCAGACCCGAUGGCAAUUGCUUCUUCCGUGCUUUCAGUUACGCUUAUCUAGAAAGACUGAUCGACAUUAAAGAUGAAUUUGAGAAAUUCAGGGAGCUCGCACUUAAGAGCAAAGAAAAUCUCGUUGCUUUAGGAUUCCCACAAUUUACUGUCGAAGACUUUCACGAUACGUUCAUGGAAGUCAUCGACAAAGUGGGCGGUGGUACCGAAGCUAGUCGCUCAGAGCUCCAUAAACUUUUUAACGAACAAGGAUAUUCCGAUUAUGUUGUCGUUUAUCUCAGGUUAAUAGCAUCUGGCCAGCUGCAACGCGAGGCUGACUUUUAUCAGCAUUUUAUCGAAGGAGAUCGCACGGUUGCUGAGUUCUGCCAUCAGGAAGUGGAGCCAAUGUACAAAGAAUCGGAUCACAUCCAUAUUAUAGCGAUGAGUGCUGCGUUGGGAACGGGAGUACAAGUGCGUUACAUGGAUCGAGGUGCUGGAACAGAAGCAACAGCACACGACUUUCCAGAGGGAGUACCACCGGCUGUUCACCUUCUCUACCGACCUGGCCACUACGACAUCCUCUAUCCCUGAUGAAUUUGUUCCUUGUUUGCCCUCCUUCUUCCUCCCAUGUCUUACAAAAUUGAAUACAGUCCAUUCCCAGAUCCAAAACAUAAAAUAAUCUUGAAGCAUUAAACAAAUCGAAUCACCAAAUCUUGCAAGUCAUAUCGUUUAUGAUUUGUAAGAGUUCGCAGAGCGCCACGCUCCAUUCUAGACAUAUAGGUUCAUUUAUACAACGCAGGACACUCGACUCCUGUAGAAGGCAUCAAAUUAUAUAGUAUAUGCUUAAAAUCGAGUAUCCUAUUUCACAGAUCACAUACUUCUGUGUCCAGAAAGGAGCUAAAAACUCUGUAUGCGGUACGUAUUAAACCCAAAAUAUAUAAAUUAUU